CUUCCGGAAGUAGUAUACGUCAUUGCCAACAGAUUCAUAUUUCCAUCGCAUUUACAUUGCUGAGAAAAAUCGUCGGUUUUAGCGGCGUAACAUAUUGCAAAUAAGUGCGAAAUAUUGUGAUAAACUUCUCCUAGUAUUAGUUAAUCUAGUUCAAUUUUAAUAAAUUCAAUAUGUUUAUCUUGGAUUGGUUCACUGGUGUCCUCGGCUUCCUUGGUUUGUGGAAGAAAUCAGGUAAACUAUUGUUCCUGGGCCUAGACAAUGCGGGCAAGACCACUCUGCUGCAUAUGUUGAAGGAUGACAGAUUAGCGCAGCACGUGCCAACACUGCAUCCCACAUCGGAGGAGCUGUCUAUAGGCAGUAUGCGGUUCACGACGUUCGACCUGGGCGGGCAUCAACAGGCGCGCCGCGUGUGGCGCGACUACUUUCCCGCCGUCGACGCCAUCGUGUUCCUGGUCGAUGCCUGCGACCGUCCGCGCUUGCACGAGUCCAAGGCCGAGCUGGACUCGCUGCUGACAGACGAGACGCUCAGCAACUGCCCCGUGCUGAUCCUCGGCAACAAGAUCGACAAGCCCGGCGCCGCCAGCGAGGACGAGCUGCGGCAGUUCUUCAACCUCUACCAGCAGACCACUGGAAAGGGCAAGGUGUCCCGGUCGGAGCUGCCCGGGCGGCCGCUGGAGCUGUUCAUGUGCUCGGUGCUGAAGCGCCAGGGCUACGGCGAGGGCUUCCGCUGGCUCGCGCAGUACAUCGACUGAGCGCCGCAUACAACAUAGCUGCUUGUGGCCGGUGCACCCACCCUGUUAACAGAGUAAACACAAAUGAGUAGGUCAUCUUCAUAGAAACGCACGGGCGCGGUUUGCAUGUGAGCGCGCCAACACGUAUGCCGCGCGCACGCACACACUGACUAGCGGGGAUUAGCGGGGAGCCAGUCGUGGUUGCGCCGAAUUUUGUCAGUGUGUGCGUGCGCGCUGCAUACGUAUAUUAGCGCGCUCACAUACAAACCGCGCUCGGUGCGUUUCUAUGAAGAUGACCUACUCAUUUGUAUUUACUCUGCUGUUACUUCCCGCUUCAAUCUCGCAUGAUGCCUUCAGCAUGUAACCCUCGUGUGAUCACGAAGGCUAGGGUUCCACCAAGACACAGCGGAGAAAUGUUUUGAACGACCAAUCGAAUGUCAUUCAGAUUGAAUGAAAAUUGGUUAUUUAAAACAUUUCUCCGCUCCGCUCCACCUCGGUGGAAACCGAGCCUAAUACUAAACUUAAUUACUUUCUAAUUAGUUAAUUAUUACGUUCCAAGCUCAAUUUAUUUCUAUUUCUCUCUGUUUAAUUCUGUAACCGGUUCCCUACAAAACAUGAGCAGCUACGUCAAUAGAUGUGUGUGUUUGCAUCUGAGCAGCCUCCCUCGCUUACUAGUAAUGUAUUACUAGACCCUUGUCCUAAUGUUAAGUAUCAAGAUCUUCCUGAACGUUUUAUUUCACUUGAGACCCGGUUUAAUACAAAAUAAUCGUGGGGGGUCUUGUAUGUAUCAUCAAUUUCAGACAGUUGUAAGGUCAUCCAUUUUAUUAAAUAAAUCAACGAAGAUUGUGCGGAGACUAAAGUUUGAUGUAACUAUAAUAAUAGUAGUUUGUAUUAGUCAAAGAUUAAUGGAUUGAGAUCACCUUUGUAUUUUGUUUGUAAAUAAAAAGGAACUAUCAAUUUGAAGCAA
Ostrinia nubilalis (European corn borer) is the source of this 1698-nucleotide messenger RNA. RefSeq names its product GTP-binding protein SAR1b (gene Sar1). The transcript is spliced from 6 exons. Gene Ontology annotation, cellular component: endoplasmic reticulum exit site; COPII vesicle coat. The record is from RefSeq and is a predicted model, not a curated record. Lineage: Eukaryota; Metazoa; Arthropoda; Insecta; Lepidoptera; Crambidae. Gene Ontology annotation, molecular function: GTP binding; GTPase activity. Gene Ontology annotation, biological process: endoplasmic reticulum to Golgi vesicle-mediated transport; membrane organization; intracellular protein transport. Bases 171 to 752 code for a protein of 193 amino acids.